UAGCAGUCGGGGGCAUCGAGCGAAUGGAUGGAUGGAGAUGGAUAUUUUGGGUACGCCGAGGAGGUGACAAUAUCCCCUUGAAAGGGUCCAUAUUCUCAUUAGCAUGGUGUUUACUUGGCUAUCUGUCUCUUUUGCGUAUCUACGAGGGGCGUUGGCCUUUCAGGAACCUUUUCUGGGCCGCGGGUUGCUUAUAUUCUAUCAUUCUCAUGGGAUGACUUGGUCGCCGAGUCGACCGCUGACCGCUACUUUUGAUGUCGAGUCAGAUAGAAGGUCAAUCUCGUUGCAUCCGGUCUAUCUAUUGAUUUACGUCUUUUCUAUGCCCAGGCUGUUGGGAUGCUGUCAUCCGGUGGGUUCUCCAACCCCCUUAUGGAGAAGCGGAGUAUACUAAGAGUUGGGUGGCUGGUAUGGAAUCUGUCCGAAUUGACUAAAUGGAUCGUAUUGCAUAUGAGCCUCUUUAGAUUUGUUGAUCUGCCGUUGGUUAGGUGGGUUCAUAAAGGGCGUUUUCCAAUAAAAAAAAUCUAAAUCUCCC
Aspergillus alliaceus is the source of this 529-nucleotide messenger RNA. RefSeq lists its product as uncharacterized. The coding region runs from base 104 to 388 and encodes 94 amino acids. The transcript has a single exon. The record is from RefSeq and is a predicted model, not a curated record. Lineage: Eukaryota; Fungi; Ascomycota; Eurotiomycetes; Eurotiales; Aspergillaceae.